UAAGCCGGUCAAUUUAGAAUUAACAGAGAACGCGCACGAGAAACCUAGAACAAGUUUACUGCUUUACACGACUUUUUAUUACUUUGCGCAAAGAUGCUUCGGCAAGCGUUUUUGUUGAGUGUUUUAUUGGUUUUGGCCGCUAAUGGACAUCUUUUGAGUGAUCUCGCACUAUUUGACGACCAAAAUCACGACUACUUUCAACCGUUCCCUUUCAGUGGUGCCCAGGUCGCCAAACGAUCAUCAGAACACUCCGAGAAUGAUCGUGAGGAAUUAGGGCCGGACUACAAAGAUCCAAAGAAUACAGAAGAGAGCAAAGAAAAACCGGUGCUGAAUCCCAAGAAAGACAACAAAAAACCGAAACAACCCACUUUGGGAACGGGUUUCAUCGGUGGCGGUGUCGUCGAUGUCGACGCGAGUACCGGAGGUUUUCCCUCGUUUCCCAGCCCGUUUGGACCUGCCUUCGAUUUUCCCACUUUGCCCGGCUUGGAUAGUCAAAUAGGCAGCGGGUCCGGAAUUGCCAGCUUGUUUGGACUUGAUGAAGGGAAGAAGUGGUGGCAAGGAAAAAAUAUAUGCAUAGAACGCGAAGAGAGUACAGACGAUGAGCACGAUGACAAAGAAAAAGAAGAAGACGACAAGAAAAAUGACACCGAAGUCGACAAUCGUGAAUCCAACUUGUUCUCGACUUCCAUUCGGCUUUCGAACUGCUUCGAGACUGACAGCAAAUAUGAAUGUAUUACAAGAAUUAACAACCAUGGUGUCGUUAAGACCUUCACGGUUCGCUACAAGUGCUGUUACGGAUUUAAAAGAACCCCAGGCUCCGACGGAUGUACCGAACAGGUUGACCUUAAGCCGCUUCUGCAAACCCUGGACGACUUGAAAUUCGACGAGUUCCAUAAGCAAAUUAAGAAUUCAGGCCUCGAGGACAUGUUUAAAAACGGAAACUACACCAUUUUUGUACCGACAGAUGGAGCUAUACAUGAUUAUAAUGAUAGAUUAAAUGAUAUUAACGGAAUAGAUCAAGCCCGGAGACGUAGAGCUGUUAAAGUACCAUUAUCUUCAAAGGAACUGGUACUGAGUCAUACUACCAAUGGAUUUGUGGAUCUCUCCGAAGUUGAAAACGAGGAAAUUUUCAAAAGUAUGGACCAAGUAAAUUCUCCUAUAAGAAUCAACAUAUACCCAACCUACAGCGGCGAUAAGAUGACCACAGCAAACUGCGCCAGAUUGGUGAAAAGCAACAUUUUAACCGACAAUGGCAUCGUCCACGUCGUAGACAGAACCGUAGCACCUGCUACUGAGAGUAUCGAGAACAUCAUCGAUAGUAACCCCAGUUUGAGUAGCUUUAAACGAGUGCUCGAAAACACCGAUAUUAAAAAACAUAUAAAACCUGACGGUCAUUACACUGUGUUCGCUGCCACUGAUGAAGCCUUUAAUAAACUGAACGAGCAACAAAGACAGAAGCUACUGAACGGUGGAGGAUGUGCUUCAAGUAUAUUAAAACACCACUUUGUGGCUCAUACCGUAUGCUCUUCUGCUAUCAUUGGAAACGCCACCACCCAUAACGUAGAAGGAAUCAAUCUGAAUAUGGAACGUACCUUAGAUGACGACCUGAUCUUUGAAAAUAAAGCGAAAAUCGUUGAAGCUGAUAUUAUCGGUACCAAUGGCGUAAUUCACUUGAUUGACACACUAAUUAUUCCAGAAUCAGGGCAAUACAUCAGUAAUAUGUUGAAAACUCAAAACUUUUCGAUGUUCCAAAAUCUGAUCGAGAAAGCUGGACUGACAGACGAAUUAGAUAAUUAUGAAAAUGCAACUGUUUUCGUUCCGACUAAUAAAGCGUUUGAAUCCCCAGAAGGUACCAAACUGUUAAAGGAAAUAGAAAACGAUCCGGAACAGAUAAAGGAGCUGUUAAAAUACCAUAUUGCUGAUGGUAAAGUAGAAUCCCUUGAACUGAGCAAUAAUAUGAAACUAAACACCAAGGCUGGAAAGGGCUUAAGGGUGAAUCUAUAUUCAACUUUACCACUUUUCACGAACGUCAUCAAUAGGGCGACCAUUAACUGUGCCCCACUAAUUCAUUUCGAUAAAAAAACUUGCGGAUCCAUCGUACAUCAAGUAAACAGGAUAUUGGUACCUCCGAAGUCGAAUAUACUCGAUGUCAUCAGCACCGAUGAACGAUAUUCGAAAUUGAAAGAAUUAAUUGCCGGCACAGAGGUUGAAAAGGUAUUACAGGAAUCUAACAGGUCCCUUACCCUACUAGCUCCAACCGAUGAAGCUUUCGCAGCCAUGAGAGAUGAGGAGAGAGAACCUUUGUUUAAUAGUACCGAAAAGGCCGAUGAGUUUAUUAAGAACCAUAUAUUGACAGAGGUGCUUUGUUGCUCGGGAGUCGGUCCUCACACCUGGGGAUUCAACAGCUUCAUUCCGACCUUAGGCGAGCAAAGGGUGGAAAUAGGCAGAACCGGUAGCAGGAUUUUCGCUAACAGAGCUGUGGUCACCAAAUGUGACCAACUAGCAACAAAUGGCGUGGUUCACAGCAUCAAUAAGGCUCUGAUACCUAGAAAACGUACUGCCACACUGGGAGGAGGUUUCUUAUUCUUCGACAUCUAGUUUUAUGAUUAUAAAUUGCAUUGUUUUAAUUAGGAGACUACAAGUCAAUACUAGUUUUAGGAAAGAACUGAUUAUGAUCUUAUAUUUUGGUUUUAAUCGAUUGCUUUAAGGGUGAUUUGAGCGAUAAUUUAUUUUUUUAGACCUCGUGAUCUUUUUUUAGAAUUAAACGUUUAUACUAGCGCUUGUUGGCAGUAGUUUUAGUUUUAAUUUAUUAUACUUUCAGUCAGAAUAUUGCUUUUGUUUACAAUAAAUUAGUUUAACUAUA
Anthonomus grandis grandis is the source of this 2863-nucleotide messenger RNA. RefSeq names its product transforming growth factor-beta-induced protein ig-h3. The transcript is spliced from 14 exons. Gene Ontology annotation, molecular function: cell adhesion molecule binding. The record is from RefSeq and is a predicted model, not a curated record. Gene Ontology annotation, cellular component: extracellular matrix. NCBI's taxonomy places the organism in Eukaryota, Metazoa, Arthropoda, Insecta, Coleoptera, Curculionidae. Gene Ontology annotation, biological process: extracellular matrix organization; cell adhesion. Bases 94 to 2598 code for a protein of 834 amino acids.